AUGAAGUGGUACAACCCCUUCGCCUUCCGCCCCGCCCAAGUCACCUUCUGGACAACCCUCGUCUACGUCGCCCUCGUCAUCCCCAUAAUCUACAUCCAGGAGACUGUCCCGCCCACACCGAACACCUCGACGCCGUACCCCGGCGUGGACCUAGACGAUGCGUGGGCCGAUCUGACGAGCAUCACUAAGGCAUUCCAUCCGUUUAGCAGCAAGUUUAACGAGGACGUGAGGGAGUAUCUCUUGGGGCGGAUCCAAGAUAUUUUAAAUGUGAAUGAUGUGCGAUGGACGUCUGAGAUGUCGUGGCAUGGGAUUUCGCCAUUGAACAAGAAUGAAGCGGAGGCGAAUGCCCGUUUGGAGAAGAGCCCGCUGGCUACCAUCUUUAAUGACCUCGUGUCGAAUGUGACGGUUACUUUGACUAAGAGUAGUAGUGUUGGGACGGCCGAUCCGUCUUGUGGGUUGGGAACGUACUUUGAGGGCUCGAAUCUUAUUGUUUAUAUCCGGGGGACAGAUGAUGAUGAGGGCGAGUGGUGGAAGAAGGAUCCGAGUGAGUGGUCAGAGAAUCAUCAUGGUGUUAUGGUGAAUGCGCAUUUUGACUCCGUAUCGACUGGCUACGGUGCUACGGACGAUGGCAUCGGCGUCGUCACAAUCCUGCAGAUGAUCAGCUACUUCACCACCCCCGGAAACCAACCCAAGCACGGAAUCAUCGCCCUUCUGAACAACGGCGAGGAGGAUUACAUGUGGGGAUCCCGCACAUUCGGCGUGAACCCCGUCAUGCCCUUCGUGCACACCUUCUUAAAUCUCGAGGGCGCCGGCGCCGGCGGUAGAGCCGUGCUCUUCCGAUCUACGGACCUCGAGGUCACCAAGGCUUAUUCCAGCGCUCCGAAUCCCUUCGGGACCGUCGUGGGCUCGGAUGGUUUCGCUCUCGGCCUCAUUAAGAGCCAGACGGAUUAUGUUAUAUUUAACCAGGUCUACGGGGCUCGCGGUCUCGAUGUCGCUUUUUACGAGCCGAGGAGCAUGUAUCAUACCAUGCAGGAUGAUACGCGACAUACCUCCCGCGCUAGCCUGUGGCACAUGCUAUCGGCUAGCAUCAAGACGAUGGAAGCACUCUCCGGCGAGGCAGGUGAUGCGUUUGUCGGUCCGAGGCCGGAUCACGACGAGAGCAAGGUUCAGAACGGGAGAGGAAGCGACGGCGUAUGGUUCGAUCUCGUGGGCAAGGGUUUCGCCGUAUUCGGACUGAGAACUCUCUUCGGGUGGUCCGUCAGCCUUCUCAUCGUCUCGCCACUCGUUCUCCUAUUCGUGUCGUGGAUCCUUGCGAAGAGUGACAAGUACUACUUCUUCUCGAGCAAGGUUUCUUCGCAUGAUAGUGUUGGUGGCAGUAAUGCCGUCGCUAUCAAUGGCUGGAGGGGUUUCUUCCGGUUCCCGCUGGCUCUGAUCUUCUCUAGUGGGUUGGUUACCGGAUCGGCGCUGCUUUUGAGGAAGUUGAAUCCGUUGAUUGUUUAUAGCAGCUCCUAUGCUAUCUGGGCGAUGAUGGUUUCCCUCUUUUAUUUUUCACUGUGGGUUAUUAUGCGAGGUGCCAAUGCCAUGCGACCCAGCGCUUUGCACCGGGGCUACGUCUUCAUUUGGCUGUUCAUCAUCAGCUGGGCCAUCCUCGUUGCAGUCACCGUGCUCGAGGAUCGGUUCCAUAUCGCGGCCGGCUACCCCUUUGUCAUCCUCCAUGCCGCCACCUCCCUCUGCCUUUUGAUCUCUCUAUGCGAGCUCUUUGCUCUUCCGGCUAAGAAGGAUUUCUCGAGAUGGUCUCAAGGGCCGGCGCCUAGCGCUGCUUCCAUCACCUCUAGGGAAUCUCUCCGUUCGCGUGAUCACCUUAGUGAUGACCCGCGUCCAUCGACUUCCAAGGCUCCUCCCCCCGACGAAGAACCAGAGUCUGCGGACGAAAGAACCCCGCUCAUCAUUAGUCGCAGUACGACUCGUACGGAAAACCUGCCCCGCACGACAUUUUCCACCACCUACCGACGAUCCAUUGCCUCCAUCACCGACGAGCCGCAGAACCAAGUCCUGAGGAAUAACCGGGAGCCCUUCCACCUCGAGCAAGCUUGGUCUGCCGAGCUACCUAGCUGGACAUGGUUCCUACAACUUCUCAUUCUCGGACCCGUAACGGUAUGGCUUUUCGGCCAACUCGGCCUAUUCCUAACUGCGGCGACUUCGGCAACCGGCGCGGAUGGGACCGCUCUCCUCCUGCCCUAUGCUGCCAUCGGUGCGUUCGCUAUCCUGUCGCUCCUACCCUUGGCGCCUUUCAUCCACCGGAUACCCCACCAGACACCCUUGGUCCUCUUCGCUGUCUUCGCGGGGACGCUGUUCUACUCGCUCGUGGCAUUCCCCUUUUCCUCGAACAGCACCUACAAGAUCCUAUUCCAGCAGACUCUCGACGUUGACACGGGCGCAUCCAACAUCACCAUCGAUGGCCUCGAGGAAUUCGUCCGCCCUAUCAUCGCCGAACUGCCCUCCGCCGCCAAGAAGGAGGUUAAAUGCAUGCCCUCGGGUCGUAACGCUCUGAGGACAUGCUACUACGACGGCUCGGCCGUCCUCCCAAACCUCCAACCCGAGGCCCUUGCCGCGCUUGGCGACGAAGAAGAAGAAGACCCACGCAAACGGUUCGCUAACCUAAUCUCCGUUAACAUCACUCGUAGCCCCGGUCCGGCAUCCAAGACCGCCAUCUUCGACGUCGACGCCGUCAACACCAAGGCCUGCUUCCUCAUCUUCCGCAAUAAACGUGUCACCAGCUUCCACGUUGAGGGUGCCGCACCGUGGGACUCUCGCUUCGGCGAGUUCCACGAGCACGGGCUCUGCCAGGUGAGGUUGUGGAGGCGCGACUGGGAUAAAGUGUGGAGAGUAGCCGUCAAGUGGGGAGACGACGAGGGCUACGAUGUUGCGAAGGAGACUACGCCCGUCGGCGGCGGAGCGGCGCUACCCUUGGGGCAUAAUGGGGAGUUGAGAGUGAGAGAACAAGAGAGAGGGAAGUUGGAGGGAGAGGUGGCGUGCAUGUGGGCGGAUGCGAAUGUGCCGGGGGUGAUACCGGCGUUUGAGGAGGUUGUGAGGUUUUCGCCGGUUUGGGUUACGGUUACGAAGGCUGCGGAGGGGUUGGUUGUUGGGACGAAGAAGUUUAGUGUGUAA
Molecule: messenger RNA, 3168 nt
Organism: Scedosporium apiospermum
Lineage: Eukaryota; Fungi; Ascomycota; Sordariomycetes; Microascales; Microascaceae
Product: putative zinc metalloprotease
Exons: 4
Coding region: 1-3168 (1055 amino acids)
Biological process (GO): proteolysis
Molecular function (GO): metalloexopeptidase activity
Source: RefSeq, a predicted model, not a curated record